AUGGACAAUCUCCAAAUCUACUUGAAUAGCACCAAUGUCUACUUGAACACGACGUUGGUGGAGUAUUUCAACACAACUUUGGAUGAUUAUUUACAAUCAGAGAAUUUACCAUACCAAAUUUCAUUCUCAUUACUAGUUUCAAUCCUUGUGCCAUUCCUAUGGAUCUUCAACCGUCGUUACAACUCAUCACUAAGAGCUGAGAAAGCGGUCAAAUUUGCAAUUGAAGUUCCAUCUGAAGCUAAACCUCACUGGAAGGGGAAAAGAAUACACCCAGUAUCAAUCAGAAAUGCAGAAGAACCAGAAUUCAUUCAAUCAUAUUGUCCAGCUACUGGUCAAUUCCUUGGAAGAUACAAAAGUAACACAAGAGAAGAGAUUGAUUCAAUCAUCAAUAAGGCUUCUACUGCUCAAGAGGAGUGGAAAAAUUCAUCAUUUGUUCAACGUCGUCAAGUUUUAAGAUCAUUAAGUGAAUACGUGGUGAAGAAUCAAGAAAACAUUGCAAGAGUUGCAUGUAGAGACUCUGGUAAAACAAUGGUUGAUGCUUCAAUGGGUGAAAUUUUGGUGACAUUGGAGAAAUUGAAUUGGAUAAUCAAACAUGGUCAACAAGCUUUAAAACCUUCUAAAAGACCUGGUCCUUCCAAUAUUUUGAUGAGUUACAAAGGCGCUGAAGUUAGAUAUGAGCCAUUAGGUGUUGUCGCAGCCUUGGUUUCAUGGAACUAUCCAUUCCAUAACUUGCUGGGUCCAAUUAUUGCAAGUUUAUUCACAGGUAAUGCCAUUGUGGUUAAAUGUUCUGAGCAAGUUGUAUGGAGUUCUCAAUGGUUUAUCAAAUUAGUCCAAGCUGCUCUAAUAGCGUGCGGCCAUGACCCAAACUUAGUUCAAUUAGUGUGUUGCUGGCCAGAAGAUGCAAAUUAUUUCACCUCUCAUGAAGGCUUAUCUCAUAUUACAUUCAUUGGUAGUAAACCAGUUGCUCAUCAUGUUGUUAAAGCUGCAGCGGAAUCAUUGACACCAGUUGUUGUGGAGCUUGGUGGUAAAGAUGCCUUUAUUGUCUUGGAUGACGUUAAAGAUGUUGACGCCAUCUCUAGUAUUAUAAUGCGUGGUACAUUCCAAUCUUCAGGUCAAAAUUGUAUUGGUAUUGAAAGAGUUAUUGUCACUGAAAAAAACUAUGAUAAACUUGUAAACAUCCUCAAGGAAAGAGUCCCAAAAUUGAGAUUAGGUUCAGAUAUUGAUCAAUUAGAAGAUAUUGAUAUGGGUGCUACAAUUACUGAUGCUCGUUUUGAUGCUUUACACAAUCAAAUUGAACAAGCUGUUAGUCAAGGUGCAACAUUAUUAUAUGGGGGUGAUAAAUAUUCGCAUCCAAACUAUCCACAAGGUCAUUAUUUCUCUCCAACUUUAUUAGUUGAUGUCACUCCUGAUAUGGAUAUUGCUACUAAUGAAGUUUUCGGACCUGUAUUGACAGUUAUUAAGGCAAGAGAUACAGAAGAUGCUAUCAAUAUUGCCAACUCUACUGAUUAUGGAUUAGGGUCUUCAGUUUUCGGUAGUAACUGGGAAGAACUAAACUAUGUUGCUAAUAGUAUAAAAUCUGGAAAUGUUGCAAUUAAUGAUUUUGCAACUUUUUAUGUUUGUCAAUUACCAUUUGGUGGUCAAAAAGGUUCAGGUUAUGGUAAAUUUGGUGGUGAAGAAGGGUUACAAGGUUUAUGUAACUUGAAAAGUGUAUGUUAUGAUAAGAUUCCUUUUGUCUCUACACAAAUUCCAAAACCUUUAGAUUACCCAAUUAGAGAUGAAGCUAAAGCUUGGAGGUUCGUUAAAGCUUUAAAUAUUGGUGGGUAUGAUGUAAGUUUGUGGAAUAGAAUUAAAGCUAUUGGAACUUUAGCCAAGAAUGCAAAAUGAACAAGUACAUGGUUGUUGUGUAAUAGAUGUGGUGGAUAUGUACAUUAUGAUUUUCACUCAAACGAGUUGAAAAGUAUAUAGAUAAUGAAAUUUCAUGAAAAAGUUUUCUUUUUAAAUCAUUUCAAAACCGAUUUUUCAGCAGCUUUAUAUUGGGUUUGUAAUUCUUCAGAAUACUUCUUGUGUAAUUUUUCAACAUCUGCCAAAGUUUUCUUGAUGACAUCUGUUUUUUCAAAUUUUUUCAAUUCUUUCAUUGCUGAAGCUCUAGCAAAAGAUAAUGAAUGCUUAUCAUUAGAAUUCUUGAAUUUUUCAAAAUCAACUUUU
This is a messenger RNA of Hansenula anomala, 2205 nucleotides long. RefSeq names its product meiotic recombination directing protein (gene MSC7). Gene Ontology annotation, molecular function: aldehyde dehydrogenase (NAD+) activity. The record is from RefSeq and is a predicted model, not a curated record. The coding region runs from base 1 to 1884 and encodes 627 amino acids. NCBI's taxonomy places the organism in Eukaryota, Fungi, Ascomycota, Saccharomycetes, Phaffomycetales, Wickerhamomycetaceae. The transcript has a single exon.